This is a messenger RNA of Physcomitrium patens, 3395 nucleotides long. RefSeq names its product protein ROOT HAIR DEFECTIVE 3. The record is from RefSeq and is a predicted model, not a curated record. Lineage: Eukaryota; Viridiplantae; Streptophyta; Bryopsida; Funariales; Funariaceae. Gene Ontology annotation, cellular component: endoplasmic reticulum. Gene Ontology annotation, molecular function: GTP binding; GTPase activity. Gene Ontology annotation, biological process: endoplasmic reticulum membrane fusion.
GCAACCCAAGUGAAGGAAAGGAACAGCGAACACGAUCCGAUUUCCAUCGCCAGGAAUGGAGGGCAGCGAGAUCAGGUGUAGGCAAGCAAGCGACUUAAGUGGGCUCUCCGAGAUGUCGAAAUUCUAAUCACCGUCCGCAAUCACCAACUUUUCUGUUGGCUUUCAUGAGUCGUGAGACUUUUUCGUCACGAUCUUUUCCUUUUUGGUAUUGCUGAUGGGUUUCUGUUCGAAUAGGGUUAGUUCGUGAUGGAUGACGGUAGCUUGUUGCGUUGGAGCUACAAACUAUUCUCAGAAGUGUGAGCAUAAGCUUGAAUGCUGUCCUGCUCUUGAUCCCGUUCUGAGUGGUGUGCAGGAGCUUCAUGACGGCCAUUGAGAGAAUUUUAGGGAAUCGUGGAAUAGAUAUUUGUUGAAGGUAGGAGGGUUUUGCGUGUGGAGGCGUAGAAGAGAAGGCCUGUGGUGAGUUUUUGAAAAUUUGAAGCUUUGAAGUUUGGAGGUGCGACCAUGGCAGACUCCGUAGGGAAGACGCCCACACUGCAGCUGGUGGAUGGCAAGGGCGGUUUUAAUACUGCAGGGCUGGAUGCAUUCGUUAAGAGCGUGAAGCUGGCAGAAUGCGGACUGUCCUAUGCGGUGGUGGCGAUCAUGGGGCCGCAGAGCUCCGGGAAGAGUACGCUGCUGAAUCAUUUGUUUAAUACGAGCUUCGUUGAGAUGGAUGCGUUCAAAGGGCGAAGCCAGACGACACAGGGAGUGUGGUUAGCAAGGGCGGAUGGGAUAGAUCCGUGCACUUUGGUGAUGGAUUUGGAGGGGACGGAUGGGCGGGAGAGGGGCGAAGAUGAUACCGCAUUUGAGAAGCAGAGCUCGUUAUUUGCGUUGGCUGUGUCUGACGUUGUGCUGAUCAACAUGUGGUGUCACGACAUCGGUCGCGAGCAAGCUGCGAACAAGCCGUUGUUGAAAACUGUGUUUCAGGUUAUGUUGCGUUUGUUCACGCCGCGGAAGACAACGUUGCUAUUUGUGAUCCGUGAUAAGACAAGGACGCCGAUCGAGACCUUGGAGCCGAUCUUGCGAGAGGACAUUCAGAAAAUCUGGGAUACGGUCCCCAAGCCAGCGAAUCACCAGCAUACGCCGUUGAGUGAGUUUUUCAACUUACAGGUCACCUCCUUAGCGAAUUAUGAGGAGAAGGAGGAGCAGUUCAAGCUGCAGGUGGCAGAGCUGCGUGAACGGUUUCAAAACUCGAUAGCUCCUGGAGGGUUGGCGGGCGAUCGGAGGGGCGUGGUGCCUGCGACGGGCUUUCCGUUUAGCACGCAAGAGAUAUGGCGCGUAAUCAAAGAAAACAAGGAUCUGGAUUUACCGGCGCAUAAGGUGAUGGUGGCCACCGUGAGGUGUGAAGAAAUUGCGCAUGAGAAAUUGAAAGGUUUGCUUGAUGAUGAGGAAUGGCGCAGUCUGGAAGAGAAAGCAAAGAACGAUGUGGUGGUAGGGUUUGGGAAGUUUGUGAACGAUGUGGUGGAGAAGUUUUUGCAAGCAUAUAACAUGGAAGCUGCCUUCUUUGAUGAAGGCGUGAGGACGUCCAAGCAGAACUUCUUGACGUCGAGGAUCUUGGAUGUUGUGCAACCUUCGUAUCAGCUAGUGAUAGGCCAUCACCGGGCGAAAGUUCUGAACUCCUUUAAGAUGAGUUUGGAUACUAAUCUUGAAUCUCAUUCCGACGAGGGAUUCGCUAACAUUGUGCGGUGGUGCUCAAAAGCAGCUUUGCUCGAGUUUGAACGUGGAUGUGCCGAUGCGGAAGUUGCUCGCUCAGGAUGGGACUCUUCUAAGGCGAAGGAGAAGCUGUUACGUGACAUCGAUACACACGCUCAGACUAAACGAAAGGAGAAGCUCGCUGAAGUGGUUUCUAUGUUCGAAAAUAAGUUGGAAGCUGCUCUUGAUGAACCUACAGCAUCGCUCUUGGACGCUGCAGCUCCUGAUACAUGGUCAGCCAUAAGCAGGCUAAUGGAGGCUGAAGUUAAAGAUGCUACAUCCAGAUUAUCAGACGCAAUUGUUGGCUUUGAGCCAUCUAAAGAGGAGGAGACGAAGAUGCGCGAUUUUUUAUCGAAAUUUGGACGGGGUGUUGUGGAGAAGAAGAGCAAAGAAGAAGCUUCUCAAGCUAUAAUUCGGAUGAAGCAAAGGUUUAUUAAUGUGUUCGGACACGAAGCAGAUAACAUGCCUAGAAUAUGGGGAGAAGAGCAUGACGUUCGUGCUAUCACACGAGAUGCAAGGUCUUCCUCCUUGAAGCUUCUUUCAGUAUUGGCUGCAAUUAGAUUGGAUGAGGACUCUCAAAAAAGUGAUUCAAUUGAGUCUUCUCUUAAACCGUUGUUGGGAGACCAACCAGAGACGGCUCUUCAAAGGACAAUAUCCAGAACUGUGUCGGGAAACAACACCGCCAUUGUCAGAGGCCAGUCCUCAGCAUUGCAUGCACUAUCUGUAGCUAUGUGGCCGGGAGUAUCUUCCAACGAUACCUUGAUCACCCCCGUGCAGUGCAAGAGUAUUUGGAGGCAAUUUCAAGCUGAAACAGAGUACACAAUUAGUCAGGCGAUGGCUGCCCAAGAGGCUGCGAAGCGAAACAAGUCAUGGUUACCUCCACCAUGGGCCCUCAUGGCGAUGGGUGUACUUGGAUUCAACGAAUUUAUGGCUCUUCUUCGAAAUCCUUUCUACCUCGUGCUAAUCUUUAUCGCCUACUUGGUGGGUAAGGCUGUUUGGGUUCAGUUAGACAUCACCCGAGAGUUUGAGCAUGGAUUUGUUCCCGGUUUGAUUUCCGUAUCAACAAAGUUGCUGCCCACUGUAAUGACUCUACUUAAGAAGCUUGCUGAUGAAGGCACACAAGGAGCAGCUUCAGCAAUGAACAACAAUGCCGUUCGCACCAAUGGGACUGAUAGAAUUAGGCACAGGGAAUUAGAUGACAUGUCUGCAGGGCAGGGGUCUGUAUCUAGCGGCCUCAGGGACGAUGAACCUCAGGCGAAUGGCAACCUUAGGCAGAGGCAUGCCCUGGGGUAAUGGGAGUUGUCUUAACAACUAUUGGAUUCUUUUCUUCUCAACAUUGGCGUAGUAUGGAGGCGUGGAUGUAAGACAUCUGAGUUUUUUCUUUGCUCUUGUGCACAAUUGUGCAAAUUCUGAGAGCGUGCUUAUUCAAAGGCUCUGAACAUUCUUUUCCAUAGAGCCGCAGAUUCUUAGCAGCUGGACAAUUUUCUGUAGUCUAGUUAGUCUAUCUAGAAGAGUAACGCAGUUUCUUUGUAUUAUGAAAAAUACGACGGCGGAGAUUGCGGUAUUAUCAGGUCACAGUGUGAGUUUAUUCCGUUAGACUCGCGUUGUUUGCUACAUUGUAUUUUGUGGAACCAUUAAACUGAUUAUGAAUACGUCAUUCAGGUCCA